AUGUUGGUAACCGUAUUUGGAUCACUCAAUUAUGAUUUAGUAACGUUCACGAAACGUGUUCCCAACGCCGGCGAAACGUUCGCUGCCGAUAGGUUUGAAACACAUAUCGGAGGGAAAGGUUUGAACCAGGCAGUGGCAUUAGCAAAAUUGAGAUCACCGACGUCGAAUAUCAAGGUCGAAAUGAUUGGAAGCGUGGGCAAAGAUGCCUUCGGAGAGGAAAUUUUGCAGUGUUUACAAGAAAAUGGUGUCUGCGUCGAGAAAAUUAGAACAUUGACGGAGGUCAAGACUGGAGUUGCAACAAUUUUGGUGGAAGAAAACAGUGGUCAAAAUAGGAUUUUGAUAGCAGCAGGGGCCAACGGAUGUACGGAUUAUGUACCAGAAACUCUCGAGAAGUUGUUUCCUUCAGAUAAUCUGCCCAGCUUGGAUUACGUUAUUUUCCAGAACGAGAUUCCUGGGACAAUUCCGACUAUCCAGUGGCUCAACGCACACAGACCUGGUCAUAAAAUUGUGUACAACCCUUCACCUUUCAAGGAGACUGAUAAGCAAAUAUGGGAAUUGGUUGAUGUGCUGGUGGUGAACGAAAUUGAAGCGCUUCAAAUUGUUAGUUCCGUUUACAGUGUGCGAGACGCAGAACAUAUGGCCCUGAAAGCCUCCAAAAAUGCCAUUAUGGGAUACAAAUCGAUAGCAAAUGCUUUAACUGGAGACUUGCUCACCAAUGGAGACGACAGCGGUGUUAUAAUAACUUUGGGUGAGCUUGGUGUAGUUUUUAAGACGAAAAAGGACAAAGAGGCCAGCCAUUUGGAAGCAGCGAAAGUUGCCAAGGUGGUUGACACGACCGGAGCCGGUGAUACCUUUUUGGGUGCAGUAGUUACACAGCUUUGCUCGGGAGAGUCGAUGCGAGACGCUGUCGCAUUUGCCGUUAAGGCAAGCGCCAUUGGCAUUCAGCGUAGUGGCGCGGCAGAGAGCAUACCUCUCUUUAAUGAAAUACUUUAG
This is a messenger RNA of Lachancea mirantina, 993 nucleotides long. Lineage: Eukaryota; Fungi; Ascomycota; Saccharomycetes; Saccharomycetales; Saccharomycetaceae. The record is from the annotation of a GenBank genome assembly.